CACGCCUCUUAAUCUUCUCUAAUAACCCUCUUUCUCUCCUCUUCAUGGCUUCUUCUUCGUCGUCGUCUUCUUCUAGCUUAAAUACUUAUAUAAAUUCUCAACCCACCUUCUCUUUCUCGACCCAUCUGCUCAUGACUUCUUCUUCUUCUUCUUCUUCUUCUUCUUCUUCCUCUUUCACCAAUCUUCUUUCUACUGAUACCAAAGACAUGGACAGUAUUAGCUGGGGACUUUAUGACCAUGGAACUGAUACAAUUGGUAUUGAAAUCCCAAAAUUCAAGUCAUUUACACCUCCUUCUUUACCUCUUUCUCCUCCUCCUGUAUCCCCAUCUUCUUAUUUGGCCAUUCCUACUGGUUUAAGCCUCACAGAGCUCUUGGACUCGCCUGUACUUUUUUCCGGCUCUAAUGUUCUUCCUUCUCCAACCACUGGAGCUUUUGCUGGUCAAACUUUCAACUGGAGGAACAAUUCUAAUGACAAUCAGCGAGGUGGUAGAGGGGAAGAGAAAAGUUUCUCUGAUUUCUCUUUUCAAACCCAAACAAAUCCUACAUCAUCAUCCAUCUUUCAAUCUUCUUCAAGCCUUGUCUCUGUGGAGCAGUCAAUCAAAAGGCAACAAGAAGCAUGGAAUUUUAACAAACCCACAAAGCAAACAGAUUUCUCAUCAGAGAAGGGAGGAGUGGUGAAGUCAGAAUUUAGACCAAUGCAGAGUUUCUCCUCAGAAAUGGCUCCACUCCAAUCAAGCCUACAAAAUAAUGCUGCUUCUCAACCCAGUUACAGUCAGUAUAAUAAUCAACCAGCUCCAUAUAUGAGAGAGCAAAGAAGGUCAGAUGAUGGAUACAACUGGAGGAAGUAUGGACAGAAACAGGUUAAAGGAAGUGAGAACCCACGUAGUUAUUAUAAGUGCACCUAUCCGAAUUGCCCAACAAAGAAAAAGGUAGAGAGAUCUUUGGAUGGACAGAUUACUGAAAUAGUCUAUAAAGGAAGUCACAACCAUCCCAAGCCUCAGUCCACAAGAUCAUCCUCUCAGUCUAUGCAACCUUCUGCAGGAGUCAGCUCAGAAAUCUCAGAUCAAUCUGUUGCUCCAUUGGAGUCCGUCACCAUGCAGGAGGACUCUUCAAUUUCGAUUGGAGAUGAUGAAUUCGAUCAAAGCUCACCGAUUAGUAAUUCAGGAGGAGAUGAAGAUGAAAAUGAACCUGAAGCCAAAAGAUUCAAGGGACAGAAUGAAAAUGAGGGUAUUUUGGCUGCUGGGAGCAGGACUGUUAGAGAACCUAGAAUUGUGGUUCAGACAACAAGUGAUAUUGACAUACUUGAUGAUGGGUAUAGAUGGAGGAAAUAUGGACAGAAAGUAGUAAAAGGAAAUCCCAAUCCAAGGAGCUACUACAAGUGUACAUCUGUUGGUUGUCCCGUGCGAAAACAUGUGGAACGAGCAUCACACGAUGCAAGGGCAGUGAUCACCACUUACGAAGGGAAGCACAACCAUGAUGUUCCAGCUGCUCGUGGCAGCGGCUAUCCAUCCAAUAGACCUCCAUCCAAUGGUAACAGCAGCAGUAUGCCUAUCCCUAUAAGACCCUCUGUCACAACCAGCACAAAUUAUCCGAGCUCGCUGAACAGCACAAGGUUACCAACAUCAGCAAGUCAAGCACCAUUCAACCUAGAAAUGCUGCAUGGUCCAGGGAGCAUUGGUUUCUCAGGUUAUGGGAAGCCAACCGGUUCAUACAUGAACCAAACACAGUAUACACAGAGUGCAUACUCCGGACCUAAGGAAGAACCAAAGGAUGACUCGCUUCUCGACUCUUUCCUAUGUUGAAAACCAAAAAAAACUAACUCCACAAGUAGCAGUUAGGAUUCAGGAAACACUGUUGAAUUAGAUAUGCUUGUAGUAGUGUAAUAUAGAUAUAGUUGUAAUUUUUUAAUUUGUUUUGAGGCCCUUCUAAGCUUGAUAGUAUAGGCCUCAUUUUGUCACAUACACAAUAAUUCAGCAGAAACCUAAAUGGUUCAUUUUUCAAAGCUCA
Messenger RNA from Hevea brasiliensis (rubber tree), 2007 nucleotides. RefSeq names its product probable WRKY transcription factor 33. Gene Ontology annotation, biological process: regulation of DNA-templated transcription. NCBI's taxonomy places the organism in Eukaryota, Viridiplantae, Streptophyta, Magnoliopsida, Malpighiales, Euphorbiaceae. The coding region runs from base 45 to 1802 and encodes 585 amino acids. The transcript is spliced from 5 exons. The record is from RefSeq and is a predicted model, not a curated record. Gene Ontology annotation, molecular function: DNA-binding transcription factor activity; sequence-specific DNA binding.